AUGGGUAUUUCUCGUGAUUCUCGUCACAAAAGAUCAGCCACCGGUGCUAAGCGUGCUCAAUUCAGAAAGAAGAGAAAGUUCGAAUUAGGUAGACAGCCAGCUAACACCAAGAUUGGUGCUAAGAGAAUUCACACUGUUAGAACCAGAGGUGGUAACAAGAAGUUCAGAGCUUUAAGAAUUGAAACCGGUAACUUCUCUUGGGCUUCUGAAGGUGUUUCCAAGAAGACUAGAAUCGUUGGUGUCGUUUACCACCCAUCUAACAACGAAUUAGUUAGAACUAACACUUUAACCAAGUCCGCCAUUGUUCAAAUUGAUGCAACUCCAUUUAAGCAAUGGUACGAAGGUCACUACGGUCAAACCUUAGGUAAGAAGAAGAGCUCUAAGGAAGAAGAAAUUGUUGCUCCAUCCAAGAACGCUGAAAAGAAGUGGGCUUCUAGAGCUGCUGCUGCCAAGAUUGAAACCGCUGUUGCCUCUCAAUUUACUGCUGGUAGAUUAUACGCUGCUAUCUCUUCUAGACCAGGUCAAUCUGGUAGAUGUGAUGGUUACAUCUUAGAAGGUGAAGAAUUAGCUUUCUACUUAAGAAGAUUAACUGCUAAGAAAUAA
Messenger RNA from Arxiozyma heterogenica, 603 nucleotides. RefSeq names its product 40S ribosomal protein eS8 RPS8B (gene RPS8B). The record is from RefSeq and is a predicted model, not a curated record. Lineage: Eukaryota; Fungi; Ascomycota; Saccharomycetes; Saccharomycetales; Saccharomycetaceae. Gene Ontology annotation, biological process: translation; maturation of SSU-rRNA from tricistronic rRNA transcript (SSU-rRNA, 5.8S rRNA, LSU-rRNA). Gene Ontology annotation, cellular component: cytosolic small ribosomal subunit; ribosome. The transcript has a single exon. Gene Ontology annotation, molecular function: structural constituent of ribosome. The coding region runs from base 1 to 603 and encodes 200 amino acids.